CAGCUGACAGCUUAAAAAUCCGCGCCCAAUCUUGUGUACUUACCAAAAUAAAAGAACUGUUUAUUUAUUUUUCUUUAUUGUUUACUGUAAUAAAAAAGAAAUGAGUGCUCGCACAGCGCGAUUAGCUAGAGAAGUGAAGCACUUUGAAACUAAACCUCCUUGGGGAAUAGUUUGCCAUCCACGUGAAGAAGAUAUUUACGAUGUUUUGAACUUCACUUUGCAAGGGCCGAAAGGUUCUCCUUACGAAAAUGGAUCAUUUAAGUUAACUGUUACUAUACCACAGAAGUAUCCCUUCGAGCCGCCCUUAGUUAAGUUUAUAACACCGGUUUAUCAUCCAAACAUUGAUAAAGGAGGCAGGAUAUGUAUGGACAUGCUUAAAAUGCCCCCCAAAGGUGCCUGGCUGCCCACCAUCACGCUGGAGACUCUUCUCGUGUCCCUGCAGACUCUGCUUGCCAACCCCAACCCCGAUGACCCUCUGAUGAUGGAUGUAGCUAAUGAAUAUAAGUACAAUAUAGACCAGUUCCUUAUUAACGCUAGGAAACACACUGAGAAAUAUGCUAAAGGAUAAGUUAUGGUAGGCCUAGUUAUUGUUGAAAGAAGCAUGAUUACGUUUGUAUUGAGAUUGUUCACCAAAAAUCAUCAUCUGCAAAGCCUUUCCUAACUAUGUUGGGGUUGGCAUCCAGUCUAACCAAAUACAGCUGAGCACCACUGAUUUACAAGAAGCUACUGCCUAUCUUACCUUCUAAACUCAGUACCUAACCCGGGUACUAAAAAUACUCCUAGGUAAGACUGGUUGUUAAGACUUACUGGCUUACUGUCAAAAAUGUCCAAUGACAGUAAAAUGGUUAUCAAAAAACAAUAUGAGGUAAUUGUUGAAUAUUGAAUUGCAGAAAUACUUGAAAAUAAUAUUGUUAAAGAAAUUGGUUUUCAGAGUGCUGAUUCCGAGUUUUGUGUGAUUCCGUUCGCAACUCGAUACAUAAGUUUCAAUAGACUUAUAAUUACGUAUCGAGUAGUAGUAUAUAAAGAGUCGUAUGCUAUGUCAUAUGAUUUAGAUAUUACAUGGUCAUUUAUUUUGCCGGUUAAUAAUGCUUACACUCGCAAAAGUGAGCUGGAGUGUUAUACGACCAAGUACCGAUGACAGUCUUAUUAAAUAAACAAUUCUACGAUAAGUGCUAUGUGAUUCAAUGGUAUGAUCAUCGAAAAAAAUUACUUGCAAAACUCGCACUAGGCACUCUGUUAAUGACAGUUACAGUGAACUGGGUAUUUUAAUGAAGGAAAAAAUUGUAAAACAAUCUGGUCACAACAUUAUUAAGUAUGUACCUAAAUAUAGAUUUAUAAGAUAAGCAUUUAUGAUUAAGUUAAAAGCAUUGAAAGUCUGUACAUUGAGCUUAAUUUCCUUCUGAACACUGCUUGUAUAUUUUUGCAAGUUUUUAGAUAUUCAAAUAGCCUGUAGAACAUUUUGUUAUGUUUUAAGUAAAACGAGGAAAAGAUGUACUAAAUAAGAGACUGGUCGAUAAUAUUUUGAUAAUCUUUAAUAA
Helicoverpa armigera (cotton bollworm) is the source of this 1538-nucleotide messenger RNA. RefSeq names its product ubiquitin-conjugating enzyme E2 T. Lineage: Eukaryota; Metazoa; Arthropoda; Insecta; Lepidoptera; Noctuidae. The transcript has 2 exons. The record is from RefSeq and is a predicted model, not a curated record. The coding region runs from base 101 to 568 and encodes 155 amino acids.